Messenger RNA from Hansenula ciferrii, 1488 nucleotides. RefSeq names its product 25S rRNA (adenine645-N1)-methyltransferase (gene RRP8). Gene Ontology annotation, cellular component: mitochondrion; nucleolus. Lineage: Eukaryota; Fungi; Ascomycota; Saccharomycetes; Phaffomycetales; Wickerhamomycetaceae. Gene Ontology annotation, biological process: rRNA methylation; ribosomal large subunit biogenesis; mitochondrial respiratory chain complex IV assembly. The transcript is spliced from 2 exons. The coding region runs from base 1 to 1488 and encodes 495 amino acids. Gene Ontology annotation, molecular function: rRNA (adenine) methyltransferase activity. The record is from RefSeq and is a predicted model, not a curated record.
AUGGCUUUGUUUCAAGUUGAUGGAUGGAACUUAAAUGAAAAAGUUGCCAAAGGUGGCCAAAACCAAAAAAAAUCCAAUAAAAAGCAAAACAGAAAGAGAAAACAAGAUGAAGUUAAUCUUAACGAUAUAAACUCUACUGCCUCACCAUCAGAAGAUCAAAAGAAUGAUAAUGAAGAAAUAAGGUCAGAUAAUAAAAAGGAAGAUUCAGAUAAACCAGAACCAAAAUCUCAAAAGAAACAAAAACUUAAUAAAAAGACUGAAGAUUCAAAGAAAGAGAAGGAAACUAAACCUGAACAACAAAUUGAACAAGAUGAAACAAAAACUUCAGCUCCACCAGCUCUUGAUUUACCAGUAAAUCGUAAAUUAACGCCAUUACAACAAAAAAUGAUGGCUAAAUUGACAGGUUCAAGAUUCAGAUGGAUAAAUGAACAAUUAUAUACAAUUACAUCAGAACAAGCGUUAAAAUUGAUUAAAGAACAGCCUUCAUUAUUUGACGAAUAUCAUGAUGGUUUUAGAUCACAAGUUCAAUCAUGGCCAGAAAACCCAGUUGAUGUUUUCGUUAAUCAAAUUAAAGAAAGAUCAUUAAGACCUGUUAAUGCACCAGGUGGUUUACCAGGUUUACCAAAGAACAAGAAAGUUGUUGUUGCAGAUAUGGGUUGUGGUGAAGCUCAAUUUAGUGCUGAUAUUGCAAAAUUUUUGAAAGAAAGAAAUGGUAAAAAGAAAGGUAAGAAACAAUUUCCAUUAGAUAUUGAUGUUCAUAGUUUUGAUUUGAAGAAAGCCAAUGAAAGAAUCACCGUUGCUGAUAUUAGAAAUGUUCCAUUGGCAGAUAAUUCAUGUACGGUUGUUAUCUUUUGUCUUGCCUUAAUGGGUACCAAUUUCUUGGAUUUCAUUCAAGAAGCUUAUAGAAUCCUUGCUCCAAGAGGUGAACUAUGGAUUGCAGAAAUUAAAUCAAGAUUCUCAGAUAAAGAAGGUGAAGAAUUUACAAAAGCUUUGAAAUUACUUGGAUUUUUCCAUAAAAAAACUGAUAAUGAUAACAAAAUGUUCACUAGAUUUGAAUUUUUCAAAGCACCAGCUGAUAUAAUUGCAGAAAGAAAAGCCAAAAUGGAAAGAAAACAAAGAUUUAUUGAGCAUGAAGAUGAAAAAGAACAGUUGGAAAGUAGAAGAGAACAAACUCCAGAAGGUAAAUGGUUAUUGAAACCCUAUUCUCUUAUUAACAAUGUUGAAAAGUUCACAUUCUAUUUGAUGACACCUAUCGGUGUGAUGUAUUAUGUUGGUAUCGAUGCUGAUAAAAAGUUCAACGUUCCAGGUUUCUGGCCAGAUCCUGAAACUACAAACAAAAUCCCAAAAGAAAGACAUGAAAUACAAGCUGAAUUAGCAAGAAUGAAGAAAGAAAGAUUAGAAAAAAGACAAAGACUAGAAGAAAAAUUAAUCAAUGAAUACGGUAUUGAUCUAGAGGAAGAAAAAGCAAAACUCAAAGGUGAUAACUGA